AUGAAGUACAAUCCAAGAGUCUCAAGCUCUCGCCGGAAAUGCAGGAAGGCGCACUUCUCCGCGCCAUCCAGCGUCCGCCGUGUGUUGAUGAGCGCACCCCUUUCCACAGAACUGCGCGGCAAGUACAACGUCCGGUCAAUCCCAGUCCGAAAAGACGAUGAGGUACAGGUUGUUCGCGGUACCUACAAGGGCCGUGAAGGUAAGGUUGUUCAGGUCUACCGUCGCAAGUGGGUUAUCCAUAUCGAGCGGAUCACUCGUGAGAAGGUUAAUGGGCAAACAGUCAAUGUAGGGAUCAACCCUUCAAAGGUUGUCGUCACUAAGCUCAAGCUUGAUAAGGACAGGAAGUCGUUGCUUGACCGGAAGGCUAAGGGCCGUUCCGCUGAUAAGUCGAAGGGAAAGUUCACCGAGGAUGAUGUAGCCGCCGGUGCCUCUCUCCAAGAGAUCGAUUAG
Messenger RNA from Lactuca saligna, 450 nucleotides. NCBI's taxonomy places the organism in Eukaryota, Viridiplantae, Streptophyta, Magnoliopsida, Asterales, Asteraceae. The record is from the annotation of a GenBank genome assembly.